Messenger RNA from Nerophis lumbriciformis (worm pipefish), 1551 nucleotides. The record is from RefSeq and is a predicted model, not a curated record. NCBI's taxonomy places the organism in Eukaryota, Metazoa, Chordata, Actinopteri, Syngnathiformes, Syngnathidae.
AUGGCCAAAUGCAGAGUCGUAGUGGCUGACCAAAAACAUUUAGGAGGCACAAUGUCUGCCAACCAGGGCAUGAGCCGUCGCAGUGUCUACAAUUAUUUCCUCAACAUGGUGGCCUAUCAGAUAUGCUGCUGCUGUGGGCCUGCUCCUUGCUCGCUAUGCUGUGCCUUCUGUCCUCCAGUCAAAUCAUCCACUAGCACUCGAGUCAUGUAUACCCUCUUUCACAUUAUGAGCUGUGCUGUCUCCUGCCUCAUGCUGUCGCGCACCGUCUCUGAGCUUGUCAGAGAAAAUGUGCCUUUCUUCAACGUAAUGUGCGAUCAGGCACAUGGCGGUGGUCACUGUGAGAUGCUUGUAGGCUACUCAGCAGUCUACAGAGUCUGCUUUGGCACUUCCUGUUUCUACCUAAUGAUGGCAAUCUUCCUCGUGGACGUCAAGUCUAGUCAGGACUUUAGAGCACUCAUACACAAUGGUUUCUGGUUCCUGAAACUUAUAACCUUGCUCGGGAUGUGUGCUGCUGCCUUCUUCAUUCCAACGGAGUCAUUCCUCCAUGCUUGGCAUUACGUUGGUGUGGUGGGAGGAUUUGCCUUCAUCCUCAUUCAGCUUAUCCUCAUCACUGCUUUUGCACACACCUGGAACAAAAACUGGCUUACAGGAGCAGCAGAAAAUAAACGUUGGUACUUGGCGGUGAUGUGCGCCACGCUUUUCUUUUACACCAUUGCCACCAUGGCCUUCACUUUCAUGUACAAAUAUUACACGCACCCCAUUGCCUGCCAAUUCAAUAAGGCCCUGCUGUGGAUCAACUUGGGACUCUGCUGCCUCAUGUCUUUCAUUGCAAUCACGCCAUGUGUCAAGCAGAAGCAACCUCGAUCAGGGCUUCUUCAGGCCUCCAUCAUCAGCUGUUAUGUCAUGUAUCUCACCUUUUCUGCAUUGUCUAGUCGCCCUCCUGAAAAAGUUGUUUAUCAGGGCAUGAACAUGACAGUAUGUUACCCCAGCGUGGGGCAAGAUGGGAUCCAAAAUGAGGGCAAUGCUGUGGCCAUCAUUGGAGCUGCAAUCAUGUACUGCUGUGUUCUUUUUGCAUGCAAUGAAGCUUCCUACCUUGCAGAGGUAUUUGGUCCAUUUUGGAUGAUCAAAGUUUACCGCUAUGAGUUCCAGAAAGCCACAUGCUGUUUCUGCUGCCCCGAGGAGGAGGAAGUCGAGGAAGAGUUUGUGAUCGAUGAUGACAACAAGGGCUGUCAGAAGGUCAUCCAUAAUGAGACGCAGAGAGUGGCAUAUAGCUACUUUUUCUUCCAUUUUGUCUUCUUCUUGGCCUCACUUUAUGUUAUGAUGACCCUCACCAACUGGUUCAGUUAUGAGUCGGCAGUGCUGGAGACCACCUUCACUCAUGGAAGCUGGUCGACAUUCUGGGUGAAGAUGUCAUCAUGCUGGGCCUGUGUGAUCCUCUACCUUUGGCUGCUGCUGGCCCCCUUGUGUAGCUGUCAAAAUGAUUCCAGACCCCGCCGCUCCCGCAUCAAACGACGCUCGCCGUCCUCCCGUCACGUCACUGUAAGCGUUUGA